This is a messenger RNA of Panicum hallii, 945 nucleotides long. RefSeq names its product zinc finger protein WIP2-like. Gene Ontology annotation, molecular function: DNA-binding transcription factor activity. Gene Ontology annotation, cellular component: nucleus. Gene Ontology annotation, biological process: regulation of gene expression; anatomical structure development. The transcript has 2 exons. The coding region runs from base 19 to 945 and encodes 308 amino acids. The record is from RefSeq and is a predicted model, not a curated record. Lineage: Eukaryota; Viridiplantae; Streptophyta; Magnoliopsida; Poales; Poaceae.
CAUCCCUUCAAGCUCCCCAUGGCCAACCCAUACACCUUCCUUAAGCCUCACAUAGAACACCUCUGGUUCCAAAGAAGCUUGGUCUCUCCACCCCCUCCUCCAUUCACAAAGGAAGCACUCCCUCUUCUCAGCCUCCUACCUCCAAGCCAUGACUACAACCACUAUCACAACAAGGAUCAGCUGUGGAAGAAGGAAAAGGGGGUUAUGGAGGGUGUGGAUAUCAAACUCCGAAUUGGCCCCCCGUCUCCAAACCGUGAUUUCCCGCUCAAUCUUGCUAAAAGUGCUACCAUCGCCAGUGCUGGCGAUAACAAGGUGGAAGAAUACGAAGAGCUGGGAUUAGAAGGGGGUACUGCUGGUGACGGCCGCUGCUUGGAGUACUUCGCCAUCGGGAAGCUUACCAAGGGAAACUAUUGGAUCCCUACCCCAGCUCAGAUCCUCUUUGGCCCCACGCUCUUCGCCUGCCCGGUGUGCUGCAAGACAUUCAGCAGAUACAACAACCUGCAGAUGCACAUGUGGGGGCACGGGCCGCAGUACCGGCGCGCCCCGGGCUCGCUCCGCGGCGCGCAGCCGGCGGCGAUGCUCCGGCUGCCGUGCUUCUGCUGCGCGCCGGGGUGCCGGAACCACGUGGACCACCCUCUUGCGCGGCCGCUCAAGGACUUCCGGACCCUGCAGACCCACUACCGGCGCAGGCACUGCGCGCGGCCCUUCCUCUGCCGCCGCUGCGGCAAGGCCCUCGCCGUGCGCGGGGACUGGCGCACGCACGAGAAGAACUGCGGCCGCCGAUGGCGCUGCACCUGCGGCUCCGACUUCAAGCACAAGCGCUCGCUCAAGGACCAUGUCCGCGCGUUCGGGCGCGACCAUGUCGAGGAGCAUCCAUCGGCCGGCGUCGUCGGCAGCAACCACGGUGGAGCCGGCGAGGACCCGGGUCCUGGAGGUCAGAUGUAG